Molecule: messenger RNA, 1009 nt
Organism: Daphnia pulex (common water flea)
Lineage: Eukaryota; Metazoa; Arthropoda; Branchiopoda; Diplostraca; Daphniidae
Product: speckle-type POZ protein-like
Exons: 1
Coding region: 262-969 (235 amino acids)
Biological process (GO): proteasome-mediated ubiquitin-dependent protein catabolic process; regulation of proteolysis
Cellular component (GO): nucleus; cytoplasm
Molecular function (GO): ubiquitin protein ligase binding
Source: RefSeq, a predicted model, not a curated record
CAAAAAAUAAGAGAAGGAAUUUUCAAGAUUUCUUGGAAGAGUCCAAAACAAUGUUAUAGGCCUAAUAUAAUACAAUGUUAUAAUGAACAUGUGGAAGAAAAUUGGCCAGAAAUCGCUGAAUCGUUCAAACUCAAGUGGUAUGAGAGCAGUUUUAAUAAAGAAGUUGAUCUUAGGAUUGAAAUUGUAUUUGCUCCAGCAAAAAAGCCCAAAAAUCUGGACAGUGUUAUCAUUCUGGCCAGUAAAGAUGGUGUAAACCAAAAAAUGAAGUUGAAAAAUUCAAAUUGGGAAGCUACCUUCAGUAACAAACAAGCACAACGAUGUUGCGGCAAAAGUGCAUUCAACUUUGAAUUGAUAAUUGAUUUAACAUCUGAUUCUAUGAUUUUGGUGAAAAAAGAAUCGAAGCAUGCCCUCGAUAACCUUCGGAAUCUUUGGAUUGAAAAGACUCUGGCUGACGUCACAUUCAAGUUUGAGGAAAAAGUAAUCAAAGCUCACAGUUUAAUUGUUGCCUCCGGAAGUCCCGUAUUUUGCGCCAUGUUCCAAAAUGACUUCCAAGAAAAGUUGGAAAAAAUUGUGGAAAUCAAAGAUAUCCAGCCGAACGUUUUCGAUCAUCUUCUUCGCUACAUCUACACGGGGGAUGCUGACCUUGACAACGUAGAUGUGGGUGGAUUGUUAGCGGCUUCCGAGAAAUACGGAAUGGAUUCUUUGAAAGAGGAGUGUGCAUUGCGUCUCUCACAAGAUCUCAACGUUGAAAAUGCCGUACGAAAUCUUGUCUUGGCUCACUUUCACAAUUUCCCCACUCUGCACCAAUCUACGUUGGAUUUCAUGUCGAAGAAUGCAAAGUUCAUUUGCGGCCGAGCAGACUGGCUGGAACUGAUCAAAAAUUAUCCGGACCUCAGCUUUGUGGCAAUGCAGAUGAUGGUGAUGGGCCCUGCUGUUGAUGAUGGAAAGUACAACAACAUUUGGUUUUAACAGGUUCCUUCAUUGAUGCACAUUUUAUGUAUCGUGUAAU